AAAUUUUCCGAGAAAGUUUUUGAUUGUAAUUUUACUACUGAAUAUGUUCUUUCAACAACGCUAAAGGGUAAAAGCAAUUACAACUAGACCUGCCCAAAGGGCGGGUCCAAACUGGUCUAGAAUUGAAACCAGUGGUUUAGGUUUUAGAUUAUUGAAACCGAAUCCCAAGAUUUCUCAGUUCUCAUUUCAAUUUUAACCAAAUUUGGUAAAAAAUUCGUUAUCAGUUUUGAUCUAAACUAAUUGAUUUCAAUUCAAUUUAAUUUGAGUGAUUUUAGGUUUGAAUUAAAUAAAUCCAAUUUCAAAUCGAUCACACUCAAAAACCACUUUGGGCAUGAGCAGCUAGCUACUGAAGAAAACAAAAAAUACGGUUGGGCGGUUACAGAAGUAUGUGUCUUUGUACUAAAAAAGGAAGAAAGAAUUUCCGAAAGAUUCAUGUAAUGUGAUAUUAUUAGACAAAUAAACAAAUUUAAGAAUAGUUUGAAGAAAGAUGGCAGUUAUGAGUUUUGUUUGUUUUACUGAUAAUAAUGUUAAAUACAUACACAUAUUUAGAAAACAUGAUUAAUUAAAACCACCUCAACAUAGAUGUUAUAAUAUUAGCUGACGACCCUCCAAAAUAAUCCUGAAAAUAAAAGAUCAAAAUUUGUUCAGAUUAACGUUUAGAAACAGAGCCCUCCGAUCCUAAAACUUUAUGACACUAAUGGGCAAAAUAGCAGAAACCAACUAUUACAGUUACUGGUAAUAAAAGGACAAGCUAUUUUCAUUCGUCUCUUUGGCUUUCUCUUUGUCAGAGAAGUUCCAGAAACGACGAACCUUUUUCCCUUACGAAUGAAAAAUUGCUUGGGACGUUUAUGGUUUCUUGUGCAUACCCUCUUCGAUUUUUGAACGAUUCUUUUGUUUUCCAGCCAAAGAAAGAGAAAAACAUCAGAUAGAUAAUUCUUAUAAAAUAUAUUUAUAUUUAACAGAAUAAAAUAUUCUCUGUCGUUCAUCUCCACCCUUAUUAUUUCUUCUCCAUGUCUUUAUAUGACUUCUAGUUCCACGUUACAAAACUAUGACAACUGGGGGUUUAUGUGGUUUGAAGCCAUUGCUGCUCGGUUGCAGGCCUUCAAGAAUCGAGCAUCUAUUGAGAAUUGGUCAUCUACCCAAGCACCACAAAAAGGAUGCCAAAGGACCGAAGAUGGAACGGGCACGGCGAUUUACAGGCAAUUUCAUCUUGAUGAUGAAGCUUAGAAAGAAGAUUUUGACCUUCAGGGACGCCAUUGACCUACCACCUUGUGAUGGCACAGAAAGCAUUACUGAAUUAGUUUCAAGAACAUUGAAAGAUCUGCAUGAGUUUCACCCUGAUGUCAUAUCCAGAAGCCAGUUGUCAGAAAUUAAGGGAGCAUCUAUUGAUAAGGUUCUGGUUUACUAUUGUGAGGCCCUGAAAGCUUUUGGAGAUUCAUGGACGAAGAAUCAAGAAUGGAUGGACAAAUUGACAUCUGAUAAGUUUAGCAAUAUUGAAAAAUUCAAUACAGAAAAACUUCUUCAAAUGGCACUGGCAAUGCUCAAUUGUGUGAUUAAAAUAACAAAAGAAAAGUCGGAUAUAAGUGAUGAAGAUGAGCAGAAUAAAGAUAGUCUACCAGAUGAGCAGAUUAAAGAUAGUCUACCUGCAAGUUUAUUUAGAAAAAUUUUGAUGGAGUCCUCAGAGAGCAGCACCUCCUGUUGUGCUUCUCCAGUCACUCCAACAUCUGUUCUGCCAACACAGUUUAUGACUUCUCCCAAUUCGGAUGUUUUUGCAAACAUUUCGUGCUCAUCACCUGUUCUCAGGUCUUUGAGAGUUCAGGCUGUGGGGAAACUGAACCCAAUUCAUAUAAAACGCCUCUCAUUCCAGAUUCCUCCAAGUGAGGGAGCUCAAGGCUACGGCUCUUGGAACCUAAAGAAUAAUGAGAAUGACGAAGUGAUGGAAGAGGUAGAAGCAGAGAGUAAAUGCUUGAACCCAAAAAGCAAUGCGGAUGAAGAGAUGAUGUUUGAAAUGGAAGCGAGCAGCAAUUCUGAAGUAACAGAGGUCGCAAAAGAAGAUGAUGCUAGAGAUUGCUGUGCAGAAAAUGGAUCACCAGAGAUUGAAAUGCUUGAGACAACCGAGACCUCUGAAGUCACAGAGUUAAUAACACCAACUUCACCACCUACUCCCCUGCUGAUCCCAACCAUGACGCAGGCUCCUCCAGCACCUACUCCCCUGCUAAUACCAUCCAUGUCGCAGGUCAAUGUAGGAGAAACACUGCCACCUCCUGUGUUGCAAUCAAAUGUAGUAGCCCCAUCUCUUCUCUCUCCUCCACCACCACCUUUCGUGCUGCAACCUAAUUUGAAAGCUCAACAACCACCAUCCACACAACCGCUUCCUCCACCUGUGUUGCAGCCUAAUAAACCGACAGCAGAAGUUCUAUUGCCACCCCCAACCCCUGAGUCACAGCCUAACGUAGCAGCAGCAGGUGCUCCAAAGGUCCUGCCACCACCACCCCCACCUAUGACAUCAGGAACAGUAAACGCUGCACUGCCAGGAAGUGCAACAGCAGCACCAGCUCCACCGCCGCCAAACAUGACUUCUUCAAAAGGAUCAAUGCCAUCGCCGCCGCCAACACCAUCCAUUGCACAAGGAGAUGCUCCCCCUCCACCACAACCCAAGGCACAAGGAGAUGCUGCCCCUCCACCACCACCCACGGCACAAGGAGGUGCUCCCCCACCACUAUCACCCACGGCACAAGGAGGUGCUCCCCCACCACCAUCAGCCACGGCACAAGGAGGUGCUCCCCCACCACUAUCACCCACGGCACAAGGAGGUGCUCCCCCACCACUAUCACCCACGGCACAAGGAGGUGCUCCCCCACCACCACCAGCCCAGGCACAAGGAGAUGCUGCCCCUCCACCACCACCCACGGCACAAGGAGGUGCUCCCCCACCACUAUCACCCACGGCACAAGGAGGUGCUCCCCCACCACUAUCACCCACGGCACAAGGAGGUGCUCCCCCACCACCAGCCAUGGCACAAGAAAACAGAGGUGCUUCCCCACCACCUCCCCCUGGUGCUGGAAGAUCCUUACGCCCCAAGAAGGCACAGACCAAAUUGAGGAGAUCAAGCCAAAUGGGUAAUUUGUAUCGGGUUCUCAAGGGGAAGGUGGAAGGAGGAAAUCCAAACGUUAAACAAGCUAGCGGAAGAAAAGGUUCGGCUCCAGCCAACAGUGGUGGAAAGCAAGGAAUGGCUGAUGCACUAGCAGAGAUAACAAAGAAAUCAGCAUACUUUCAACAAAUUGAAGAAGACGUUCAAAAAUAUUCAAACUCAAUCACAGCGCUGAAGUCUUCCAUUAGUACUUUCAAAAACAAGGACAUGAAUGAGCUGAUAACUUACCACAAAUACGUUGAAUCCAUCCUUGAGAAUUUAGCCGAUGAAACACAGGUUCUUGCCAGGUUUGAAGGUUUCCCUCAAAAAAAGUUGGAAGCAAUAAGGACUGCAGCUGCACUCUACGCAAAGUUGAAUGGAAUAGUAACUGAACUUCAAAAUUGGAAGAUCGUUACUCCCUUGGGGCAACUCCUUGACAGGACCGAACGUUACUUGAAUAAGAUCAAAGGAGAAUUGGACGCCUUGGAGAGAACAAAAGAUGAGGAAUCCAAGAGGUUUCAAAGUCAGAAUAUCAACUUUGACUUCCAAAUACUUGUGCAGAUCAAGGAAGCAAUAGUUGAUGUUUCCUCCAAUUGCAUGGAACUGGCACUCAAGGAGAGGAAAAGUGGAAAAACAACAGACUCUAAAAUUCUUUGGGGGACUUUUCAAUUUGCAUUCAAAGUUUAUUCCUUUGCUGGAGGACAAGAUGAUCGUGCUGAUGCAUUGACAAGGGAAUUGGCUCAAGAAAUAGAGGCAGAUUCACCCCAACAGUACCACUAAUUACUUGAAAAGCUGCAUAUCAAACUCUUCAAAAAAUAUAUAUAUAUAUAUAUUAUAUGUAAAAAAAAAAAGAAAAAGGACCCCGUUAUGGUGUGGUGUGUUGUAUAUAUAUGCUACAUAGUGUUUCUUUUGAUUUUGAGGAAGUAGGACUUAGCACUGCCUUUCGAGUUUCUGUGUGAAGAGAUUCUCUGAAGAUAACAUUGAAUUAAAAU
Manihot esculenta (cassava) is the source of this 4122-nucleotide messenger RNA. RefSeq lists its product as uncharacterized. Lineage: Eukaryota; Viridiplantae; Streptophyta; Magnoliopsida; Malpighiales; Euphorbiaceae. The transcript is spliced from 9 exons. Gene Ontology annotation, biological process: chloroplast organization. Gene Ontology annotation, cellular component: chloroplast outer membrane. The record is from RefSeq and is a predicted model, not a curated record. The coding region runs from base 1049 to 3910 and encodes 953 amino acids.